AUGGUUCGCCUGACCGACCUGUUGGCUCAGCCCAAUCCAUCGGGCGAAGACGUCGAAGCUGUCCUCGAAUAUCUCGUCACGAAACGACAAGCUCUCUACGACCUUGAUCGCUCCAUCUUGGAGGCAACCCCAGAAGACGAGUUGGACGCAGAACUCAGCGGCGCAUUGGAAUACGAACAGAACCUCGAAGAGGCCAUCGCACGAGCACGUCGGUCGCUGCGACACAUCCCGACUUCGGCGCCCGUUGUCCAGCAGCGCUCUGAUGCCUCGAAGUCUGUCGCACUUCCGAAACUCCAGAUCCCAAAGUUCUCCGGCAAACUUCAGGAAUGGCAACAAUUUUGGGAGCAUUUCGACGUGUCAAUUCAUUCCAACCAGGCGCUAGCCGCUGUCGAGAAGUUCAAGUAUCUAGCGUCCUACCUAGUCGACGACGCGAGGCGCACUAUCGAAGGCAUACGCAUCAAUGGGGACAAUUACCCCACCGCCAUCGCGGCCCUCAAGCACAGGUACGGCCGGCCAGGUUUAUUGACGUCCGAGCACAUCGACGCGCUACUAGCUCUUCGUCCGGUGACUUGUUCUGGACAGGUGUCCCAGUUAAGGCAUCUACUUGACGAGGUCUCCUUUCGCACGUCUGCGUUGGCUGCGUUGGACGUUCCCAAGGAGCACUACGCCGUUAUCCUUGAACGCGUCAUCACGCGGUGCCUUCCCGAGGACCUUUGUGUGCUCUUUCGUCAACGAAGGGUAGAUGCGACCGAUGCCUCACGUCGAGAACGCGGCGGCGACGAUGCUACCGAUGCCUCACGUCGAGACCGCGGAGGAGGUGGCGCAGUAGAUACGCCGACGGAAAACGUCGAGGCUCUUAUCUCCUUUCUCAAAGUCCAAGUCGAGACGCGGGAAGAAGUUGCCUUAACUCGUGCAACCGGUCAGGCCUCCCAGCGUCCGAGCCGAAGUCCAAGCAUUCUCCCUAGCCCGGCGACUGCCUCAGCCCUAGCAGCGACGAGCGGGCGUUCUCCGGGGCUAAUGGAUCAUCAGCUACGUCCGAGUUCUCGGCCACCGUCUGACUCGUGCCCAUUGUGUGGGUCCACCGAUCACCCGCUUCAGUCCUGUACAGUCUAUUUGUCCCCCGCCGACAAGAAGCUACGUAUAUCUCGAACAGGCAGAUGUUUUCGAUGUGGGAAACCUGGUCAUCCUUCAAGACUGUGCAGAACGGCAGCGCUGUUGUCCUGCGCCACUUGCCACGGCCGGCACCUUUCUGUACUGUGCGACAUCCAGAGGCGUGAUGCCCCGCAGCGCACCAGCGAGACACCCGUUUCUCAAUCGGGGAGGCAGAAUUCGACUCCGCAACCCCUCAGCCGAACUACGACAUCACUAGCCUCAAGUCUGCAGAAUACUGGGGGAAUUGCUCGGCUGCAAACUGCUACAGUGUGGGCGUCUGGCCCGGCGGGCAGAAGGCAAAUUCGCAUCCUCCUCGACACCGGAAGCCAGCAGACGUUCAUUCGACGUGACCUUUUGCAGCAGCUGAGGUGCGAGGUCGAGGGUGAAGAGAGUUUGUCUGUAUUCUCAUUUGCGGCGACGCAUCCCAAGCAUUACCGCUGCGAGCAGGUCACGGUGCGCCUCGAAUCCCUCUUCGAAAGCGACUCCGUUGCCGACUUAACGGCUCUUGGCGUCGACGACCUUUGCCACGUCGUUGUUCCUCCAUUGGGCAUCAAGACAAUCAGGGUGAUGCAAGAGCGCGGCUUGCCGUUCGCUGACACAUGUCACACCGCAGAGAUUGGAGUGUUGGUGGGAGCAGACUACUAUUGGAAGGUAGUCACCGGUAAUGUCGAACGCCUCGCUACCGACCUCAUAGCCGUUGAAACCAUCUUCGGAUGGAUUGUACAGAACGUCGGUGGUCCCGUCCGUGGGACGAUAUCAUCGUUGGUGUCAGUCUUCUUCCUCGCACACGAAGAUCAGGAUCACUUCGAGAGUAUUGACCCGUCAGAGAUGUGGCGUCUGGACGCCCUCGGUAUUGCCGACCACGUUGCCGGCGACGACGACUCCGUCGCCUCACUUUGCUUCUCAAGUCAAGUAGAAAAGCGUAAUGGCCGCUAUGUGGUUCCACUUAUGGUUAAGGGCUCUGGACUUCCAGCCGAAGCAAACAACCGGGUAACGGCCGCGCAGCGGCUGGUCGCGCAGUUGCGGCGUUUUCGUACUUCCCCGCAGCUACUUCACAAUUACGAUUCCGUCAUUCGGGAAUACUUUGACGAGGGUCAUGCCGAACGGGUUGCUGAUGUUUCGAACCAAACCGACAACGUGUACUACAUGCCCCAUCACGCCGUGAUCCGGAAAGACGCCGUAACGACGAAGCUCCGCGUCGUCUUCGAUGCCUCGUCUCACUGCCCCGGCCAACCGUCUCUAAACAGUCUCCUCAUGAAAGGACCCAAGCUGAACGCCGACCUCAUACAUCUAUUACUAGUGUUUCGCUGCAGCACCGUCGUCCUCACGGCAGAUAUAAGAAAGGCGUAUCUACAAAUCAGUAUUCGAACAGAUGAUAGAGAUCUCCUCCGCUUCCUAUGGGUGCAGGACGUCGCCGCCCAUGAGAGCCCGCAGAUUGAGGAGUGGCGCAUGACCAGGGUCCCCUUCGGCGCCACAUCCAGCCCUUUCUUGCUGGCGGCAACGUUACAGCAUCAUCUCGCUUCCGUGGCCUCUCGAUACCCGAUGACUGUUCCACGGCUUUGUACAGGGUUCUACGUCGACGAUUUGGUUGUGGGAUGCACGUCAGAACCCGACGCCCUUCAAGUGUAUGGCGACACCAUUGACAUACUCCAGGAAGCCGGUAUGGAUAUACGGAAAUGGACUUCAAAUUCAUCCGCACUUCGCGAGCGGUUUCUGUCGGACGAGGUUUCCUACGACAACGCAUCCGAUGGCAACGCAACAAUCAAGGUGCUGGGCUUGUUGUGGGACCGGGACACAGAUAGUCUCACCUUUUCGGUCAAACGAGCACUCACGUUGUCUGCGUCCCAUCCUCCUACGAAACGUACGGUGCUCAAGACAUUCUCCCUCAUCUAUGACCCGCUCGGCUAUCUCGCACCCUUCAUCGUAACCGCCAAGCUCCUGUUUCAAAAUUUAUGGCGCAAGUCGUUGCCAUGGGACGCUGAGUUUGCAACGGAAGAUCUUGUGGUCUGGGAGAAAUGGAAGGCUGAACUGUCAGGCAUCGAUGCGUUGCACCUGUCGCGUAGCGUCUUUCCGGAGAGCAAGGCCCUGCUUGAUGUGCAUUGCUUCGCCGACGCUAGUCCCAAGGCCUACGGCACAACAGUAUACGUUCGCAGCCGCCCCAAUAACGGCACGACUUCUACGCGGUUGCUUUUAGCGAGAGCCCGCCUAGCUCCAUUGAAAGAACUCUCGUUGCCGCGUCUCGAACUGCUGGCAUGCCUGCUGUCCACGCGUCUUUAUCGCCAUAUCUCGACGGUAGAAGCCUUAAAGGUUGCCCCCGUUCACCUCUGGACGGAUUCAAGCAUCGCGCUCCAAUGGAUUCAGUGCGACACGAACACUCGCCCCUCCUUUGUCAAGUCGAUGGUGGCAAAAAUCUUAUCGUCUUCACGACCGGAACAAUGGCGGCACUGCAACGGACGCGACAACCCCGCAGACCUAGUGACCCGCGGCAUCUCCGCCAGGUGCCUACGGAACAGCCCGCUGUGGUGGAGUGGUCCUCCCUGGCUGUCCGCAGGCGAUAUCGGCCCUCCUACAAUUCCAGACCCAAAUGGCAACGACACCUGCACGACGGUGAGCGCUGCACCGGAAGCUCCCGAUACCGAAGUGGUCGUUCAUCCAGUGUCGGCCACGCAGAACUGGAUGGACCUCUCAGCUUAA
This is a messenger RNA of Ornithodoros turicata, 3846 nucleotides long. RefSeq lists its product as uncharacterized. The coding region runs from base 1 to 3846 and encodes 1281 amino acids. Gene Ontology annotation, molecular function: nucleic acid binding; zinc ion binding. NCBI's taxonomy places the organism in Eukaryota, Metazoa, Arthropoda, Arachnida, Ixodida, Argasidae. The record is from RefSeq and is a predicted model, not a curated record. The transcript has a single exon.